Molecule: messenger RNA, 2456 nt
Organism: Ooceraea biroi (clonal raider ant)
Lineage: Eukaryota; Metazoa; Arthropoda; Insecta; Hymenoptera; Formicidae
Product: polypeptide N-acetylgalactosaminyltransferase 1
Biological process (GO): protein O-linked glycosylation
Cellular component (GO): Golgi apparatus
Molecular function (GO): polypeptide N-acetylgalactosaminyltransferase activity
Source: RefSeq, a predicted model, not a curated record
UAAUACUGUUUAACCAACAAAGUCCAAAGGAUUGCGUUACUGUAUAUGUGCUGUUGUGAAUGGCGACAUCGUACAACAUUCGGGAUUGUUGUUUCCGUUUACCUGACAAAGCGUUACUGCAAAAAUUCUGCAACCGUUUGAGUUCACUUUAGAGGUUCUUGGAAUCUUUCUUUUUUAUUACAAUGACCUGACCUGCUGAGGAACUCAUGAUAAUGGAAACCGGAUUUGCUCAGUGAUAAGCUCGAGCAGUGUGAAGUAAAAUGAAGUUGUAUUUCCUAAAACUGAACAGUGCGUGAGUGGAUUCUGCGCGUCGGGAGAGUGACCGUUACUGAUAUCAUGGAUGGAUAAUCAGCGGCAUAAUGUGGCCUAGAUUAAGACGACCUCGUCGUCUAUCGGUGAUCAUUUUUGCGAUCAUCGCACUUUUAGGCGUCUUUCUUCUUUGGUGCAUGAACAAAGAGAAAAGCGCCAAUCAGCGUGAAGAUUUUAUAUCGUUGCGAUUACAUGAAAAUCAGAAAGAUUACUUUGAUCAUCGAGGAAUCCAUGUAGUAGUCGGUCAUUACAUAGGAGACUCUGUAGAUCCCUUAAAAACUCCAAAUAUCACGAAAGAUAUUAUUAAUCAGAACUUAUUUAAUCCACGUCCAUUCGAAGGCAAAAAUGGGGAACCUGUAAUAAUACACCCGAAAGAUUUUUACAAAAUGCAGCAGUUAUAUCAGAUUAACAGAUUUAAUUUAAUGGUUAGCGAUAAGAUACCGUUAAAUCGAUCUUUGCCCGACGUCAGAAAAAAGAAAUGUAUUUCCAAAUAUGCAAAUUUGGGCACUUUGCCGAAGACGUCGAUCAUUAUAGUGUUUCAUAAUGAGGCCUGGAGUACACUGCUGCGAACAGUGCACAGCGUCAUUAAUAGAUCACCGAGAGAAUUAUUAGAAGAGAUUAUUCUAGUUGAUGACAACAGCGAAAGAGAAUUCCUAAAAAGUCCUUUGGAUGAUUACGUGAAGAAACUGAGCGUUCCUACGAGAGUCUUGCGAUCCAACGAACGAGUAGGAUUAAUAAAAGCGAGACUUUUGGGAGCGAACGAUGCUAGGGGUGAAGUUCUCACUUUUCUCGACGCUCACUGCGAAUGUACGGUUGGAUGGUUGGAGCCGUUACUCGAAGCAGUCGGCAAGAACGCAACGAGAAUCGUCUCUCCAGUAAUUGACAUAAUUAACGACGAUACUUUUAGUUAUACAAGAUCGUUCGAGCUUCACUGGGGCGCGUUCAACUGGGACUUGCACUUCCGUUGGCUCACUUUGAACGGUCGCCUGUUGAAGGAGAGGCGCGAGAACAUCGUCGAACCGUUUCGCACGCCCGCGAUGGCGGGCGGCCUGUUCUCGAUGAACAAGGAUUACUUCUUCAAAUUGGGCAGCUACGACGACCAGAUGCGGAUCUGGGGUGGCGAGAACCUGGAACUGUCGUUCCGAGCCUGGCAGUGCGGCGGCAGUAUCGAGAUCGCGCCCUGCUCCCACGUCGGCCAUCUCUUUCGAAAGUCUUCUCCGUACACCUUCCCGGGCGGCGUAGGCGAUAUCUUGUACGGCAAUCUUGCCAGAGUCGCUCUGGUGUGGAUGGAUCAAUGGGCGGAGUUCUAUUUCAAGUUCAAUCCCGAGGCGGCUAGACUGCGGUACAAGCAGCAAAUCCGUUCGAGAUUAGCUCUGCGCGAGAGACUGCGCUGCAAGAGUUUCGAGUGGUACCUGGAGAACGUGUGGCCCGAGCAUUUCUUUCCUACGGACGAUCGGUUCUUCGGCAGGAUAGUGCACGCCGCGACGAAGAGGUGCAUCAUGCGACCGACCGCGAAAGGAUCUUACGCGCAGCCUUCGGGGAACGCGGUCCUACACACGUGCAUACCGCGCUUGAUACUCAGCCAGAUGUUCGUGAUGACCAAAAGCGGAGUGAUAAUGACGGAUGAAAGCGUGUGCCUAGACGCACCGGAACGGGACACGCAGCAAAAGACGCCAAAGGUGAAGAUAAUGGCAUGCAGCGGUCGCGAGAGACAAAAGUGGCAGUACAACGAACAAACGAAAUCGAUUUUGCACGUGCCUUCCGAGAUGUGCCUUCAGGCAGCUGCGGACGAUGACACGCCUACAAUAGCGGCUUGUACUAAGAAUCUCGAUCAACAAUGGAUCCUGGAGCCAGUCUCUUGGAAAUAACGAUUACUACGUUAUUAACAAUGACAAAAGAGACAAUGCAGUGCCUUAACGAUCUCUCUAUCAAUACGUUUGUGUGUAAUUAAUAAAUAUUCUUACUGACACCGAAUUUGCGUUCCGUGCAAUAAUGCAAAGUUCGUACAGAUAUCUCAUCUUGAUAAAAAGUUAAAAGUUGAUAUUUUUUACUUUUGUAUUAACAAGAUCAGAUAUAUCUUUGCUCUAGAGCAAGAUCUGAACUAUGCAAGAAAAAAAAAAAAAUAAUAAAUAUGUUUUGUCACUUAG